GGGGAGGUCAGAGGACCUGCUAUGUAGAUCUGUCGCUAUGCGUCAUAGGGUCCCCGCUGUCAGCGCCUCCCCGCCGCCAUCGGCCAUUCUGGGCGGGGAGCGAUCAGAAGAUGUUUAGUGCUACACAACACGCUAACCAGUGGCACCAGGUCCCUAGGCUCACCCCUCCUUCGUUGUACCAUCGUCCCUCUACCAUGUGCAGAUCCAAGCAUAUUUCGCCAUCGCAUUCUGCAGUCUCUUAUUAUACUACAAGUUCCUCCAAAUGGACAACGAGGCGAAAUACUUCCGGACGGGGCAAUUAACUGCCACAAACGUUAUCUUCUAUGCGAACCGGUUUGUCGGGGUAGUAGGCGUUAUUGCAUAUGUGGUCUGUACGUCAAGAAAAAGGAUCUUUCUUGAAACGACUACAUUGAAACCAUGACGUGAUAGAUGAUGGUUUCCAGAUACGAUUCGCUGCGUUGUGUUACGUUUCGUUCUGGAUGAUAGUCAUAUCUAAUUGGCUCAUAAUCGUUCUUCUUGACUAUAUCCUCAUCAUACGAAUCACGGCUUUAUACGAUCGAAGCAAGGUUCUGGACGUGUUUCUGAAGGUUCUCCUUUUUGCCGUGUCAGCCACCGCUCUCGGUAUUCUCGUUUACUACACAAAUAUGGAAGAUGUGCACGCAGCUAAAGUCUCAGAAGAUAUUACAAUUUGUGCGUUGGGCGUUUACCCUCCACGACAAUUAACAAUCGCUUGGUAUGUCAUCCAUGUGCCUUCUAUUGGACUUCUCCAUGACGGCUUGCAGGGCAUUGCCAACGGCGAACGGGUUUCUCCUACUCUGUUUGACGCUCUACAAAGCAGCUGAAUUCCCUAGACGAUCAGAGGGCUUCAAGGGGUUUGAACUUGUCAGAAUCAUUGCCCAGGAUCAAAUGAUAUACUUUUGCUGGUUUAUGUUACUGGCUGUUCUGAGAAUAGUGUCCUUAACUAUCAAAAAUCGUACCGCCGCAGUCUUCCUUCUGUCAACCUCGAAUCCCGCGUCCCUAUGUAUUCUUGGAGAUUUGCUCCUCAUCAACUUGAAAGAAGCGGGAUCGCGACUUCUGUGCGACAGAACAAAUUAUGGAACGAGUUACUUGAUCGAGGAAAUUGAAAUUUCACGACUUUCAUGACGUUCGCGUUGUCCCUGGCUUUUUCCAUUUAUUUCGUACACCGAUAGAGUACCAGCCUUGGUCGUUCUAGUUAUCUUUAAGUGGUACACAAUUCAGCCACACUCGGCAGUUUAUCCGUCAGCACAUUCUAGCUAUGGAACACUUCUAACUCGCGAGCUGGCCUCUUCGCUUCGGCAUCCUUCGACGGCGACUCAAGAGCUUGGUUGCUCUCAUCGCAACGUCUCUUCCCACCCUUCGUUUGACCAUCCCGAUCCCGACGUCAGUCCUGUUCGUGUUACUGGUGGGCGGAGCGCUCUAACAAUCAAUCUCCUCCUUAAUUGCAACGAAUAUCACAUCAGAUGAGAAGUUCGCCGACUGCGUCAGUGCUGGUGGAAUAGACAGUCGUGGGACCCGUUUUAAAUUGCACGGAGGAAGCUGGAUUGGAAUCAAUUCUUAGUCGCUGUGGUGACGGGUGUCUGGAUGUCCUUUCGGUACCUUAUCGUUUCUUUUGUAUUGGAGGGUCCAUCGUAGCAAAGACUGGUACAACGUUCAGUCGCGGUUAUAGUACCGCUAGUAUAAUUGUAGCACCAUGUAUGCAUCCGAUAGCUC
Molecule: messenger RNA, 1731 nt
Organism: Fomitiporia mediterranea MF3/22
Lineage: Eukaryota; Fungi; Basidiomycota; Agaricomycetes; Hymenochaetales; Hymenochaetaceae
Exons: 13
Coding region: 769-1143 (124 amino acids)
Source: RefSeq, a predicted model, not a curated record